Molecule: messenger RNA, 1285 nt
Organism: Cyprinus carpio (common carp)
Lineage: Eukaryota; Metazoa; Chordata; Actinopteri; Cypriniformes; Cyprinidae
Gene: ttc9c
Product: tetratricopeptide repeat domain 9C
Molecular function (GO): protein binding
Source: RefSeq, a predicted model, not a curated record
AUCAAACGUCAUGCAGCUUGUUGUUACCAAUGGAAAUUAGAUAUACCAGAAAUAUAUAUUUUACACCCACCAGUUUUUAAAAGAAAUAAAAAGAAAAGCUGACAUUUGAUGCCUCAAAUGUGAGGUCAGGAUAAAAACGUAUAUCGGAUUUAUUUUGUUUGGUACAUUUUUUUUCCACCUACAUUUUAAAGAUGUAGAAUGUAGAUCAUAGAUGUAGAUUAUUAUGUAAACCGCUGAUAUGAGUUUGCUCUAUUAAUAUUCUACCAGUAGGAGGUGAUAUUGACGAAUGCAACGCUGCAACCAUAACAAGCACGAAGAAGAGUGUCAAAGAUUUGUUUCUUUGGUGUCCCAACAAUAUUUUCUUCAUUAAACUGGCUUCUAAGCAGACUGCAACCCUUUUAAAGCUUUAAACGCAAUGGACGAAAAGGUUUUAGGUCCUACUGCAGGGGAUGAUGGGGCAGAGGCCCGUGCAUCGUCAUGUUUGGGAGCCACUGGAGGAUCAUCUGGUUCCCGUUUGGAGUCACAGCUCCAGGAGGCAAUUCGGUUAAAGAAGGAGGGGAAUGCAUCCUACCGGGAGAAAAAUGUGCGCACAGCCAUUGGAUGUUAUCAUCGUGCUUUGCUUGUUCUCCGUGGCCUGGACUCUGAGGUGACCUCUGCCCUGCAAGGGUUUGUGCCUCGGGUGCCUAAACUGAGCCAGGCGCAGGAGGACCUGCUGAGGAGCACUCAAGUAGACUGCUAUAACAAUUUAGCAGCAUGUCUGCUGCAGCGAGAGCUGGUGGACUAUGGCCGUGUGUUAGAGUACAGUCUGAAAGUGCUCCAGUGGAGGUCGGGUGACAUCAAGGCCCUCUACAGAGCUGGAGUGGCCUCAUUAGAGCUGGGUGAUGCUCAGACUGCUCGACAUUACCUCACACAGGCCAGCAGGGGGAAACCUAACGAUCCUGAUGUAAAGAAACAGCUGCAGCGAGUGGAGGAGAGACUCAGCCAAGACUAUCAGAAAGAGAAGGCACUGUACAAAGGCAUGUUCAGCAAGCAGAAACAGAGUGAGGAGCAGUUAGCAGAGGAGAAGACCCAGAAAUUGGUCUAAACGGACAAAUACACCACUCCGCAGGAACAUACAUGAAGUUAAAUGACGCUUGAGCUGAUGUCACCAGGAGGCAAGUGGGAUAUUUUGCUUCAGGGUAUGGAUAAUUUGCUACAUAUGGCAUUUACUGGUGUUGAAGAUCCAGUAGCAGGACUGGAUGUGUGGCUGAAAUCUGGUGCAAUGUGGCAGCUUGAACAAGAAUUU